AUGGGAAGCGAGGCAACAAGCAAUGGUAGUGCCAACAGUGGAGGAUUCAAGUCAAGAGUACAGCGUUACUUGUAUAGUGGAGACACAAAGCAUGUCAUGGCUGGCAUGGCCGUCAUAACUCUUGUCUUUGGUGUCCCUUGGUUCCUCAUGAACAGAGGAACAAAGCACGCGUCUCAUCAAGAUUACAUGGAAAAGGCUGAUAAAGCAAGGCUUGACAGACUUUCUUCAGGUUCUGCUGCUACAUGAUUUUUGUGAUCGCUUUCUUCAAGUAUAGGAAAAAAACUAGCUAAGGUGGGCACGUCUUCACCUGCUUCAGAUCAAUGAGGGCAUGACAUGGGACCUCAGCAAUGGAUUUCAGGAAGAAUAUUGCCCAAUAAUAAGUGAUAGUAAGAAGAUUGUUACCGUCAACCACUGAAAAAUAGGUACGAUUGAAAUGUGAGUCUAGUAUAAUAUUUGCAAUCUCUGUAGUUUCUUCGCUUGUGUUGAUUUCCAUUUGCCAUUAGUAAACACAAAAAUAUUAACCGUAGCAAAUAAAGGAGAACCAACUUUUCAAUUUUUA
Messenger RNA from Populus trichocarpa (black cottonwood), 559 nucleotides. RefSeq lists its product as uncharacterized. The record is from RefSeq and is a predicted model, not a curated record. The transcript has 3 exons. NCBI's taxonomy places the organism in Eukaryota, Viridiplantae, Streptophyta, Magnoliopsida, Malpighiales, Salicaceae. Bases 1 to 246 code for a protein of 81 amino acids.